Molecule: messenger RNA, 746 nt
Organism: Rhagoletis zephyria (snowberry fruit fly)
Lineage: Eukaryota; Metazoa; Arthropoda; Insecta; Diptera; Tephritidae
Molecular function (GO): protein binding
Source: RefSeq, a predicted model, not a curated record
AUACAUUACCUCAUACAACUACCAACAAAUCCAAAGUUGGUGCCGAAAAUGAAAAGGAGGUUGAACUUAUACUUGCAGGUGAACAGCAUAGUUUGAUUACAAACCCAACUGAAAACAGCGUACACGGGUCACGUACAGAUAUUUAUUCGAAAAAUACAAAGCAAGAAUCUAAAAAUAAUCCUAAUUGGCAUAAUCGCGGUCACAAUCGGGAAUUCCACCGUACACAUCCAAAUUUAUUAAAUCCCUUUGAUGAGGUUGAUCAGUCAAGACCUCAUAAUGCACAUUCUCAUGGCCACAACCACAAUCACAAUAGAGCAUUCCAUGAGCGGCAUCCUGAAAUGCCAAAUCCAUUCGCAACACCCGUUACGCUGCGUACUGUGCCUACAACUACGAAUAAUUUUGAUUUGACGGAUGCAAAUCCACCAAAUCCAUAUGCGGAGUCAACAACUCCUUUUAGUGUUCGACCUGAGAUAGAUUUGAGAGCAGGCCAGGAUGUGGAUUGCCAGUUUGAUUGUGGAAAUGGAAAAUGUGUGAAGUCCUUUGAGGUAUGCAACGGCAUUAACAAUUGUGGUAAUCGUAAGGAUGAAGAUAAUUGUAAACAUUUGGGCUAUGAGGUGCGUUUAGCUGGUGGCGAAAAUGCAAACAUGGGCCGUGUUGAGGUUAAAAGUGAGUAUUUUAAUGCAAUAACGUACAUACAUACAUUUUGGAUAUACGUGCAAAAUGAAUGAUUAAAACAUCGAGCGUAU